This is a messenger RNA of Akanthomyces muscarius, 2175 nucleotides long. RefSeq lists its product as uncharacterized. Lineage: Eukaryota; Fungi; Ascomycota; Sordariomycetes; Hypocreales; Cordycipitaceae. Gene Ontology annotation, biological process: positive regulation of transcription by RNA polymerase II; DNA-templated transcription. The record is from RefSeq and is a predicted model, not a curated record. Gene Ontology annotation, cellular component: nucleus. The coding region runs from base 1 to 2175 and encodes 724 amino acids. Gene Ontology annotation, molecular function: DNA-binding transcription factor activity, RNA polymerase II-specific; zinc ion binding; sequence-specific DNA binding. The transcript has 5 exons.
AUGGACGGCCGGCCGUCCCCCUCCAGGGUGACCAAGAGGACAGUAGUGCCCAAGGUCUCGAAAGCAUGUGAACGAUGCAGGGCUAUGAAAGUAAAGUGCAGCGGGGAACAACCCUGCUCCCGCUGCGCGAGACAAAAUGAGAGUUGCUACUUUGUGGCCGAGUCCAAACGGAUAUCAGUCUCCGAGAGAUAUCUCCGCGAGCUGGAAGGCCGCAAGGCGCAGGAAGAGCGCAGCCUGGAUCCCGUCGCCGCGCCGCGUCGGCUGGAUGUCGAUGCCCUCCUGACGCAGCCAAGUCCGAGCACUCCGUCGUCUCGGGCGGCGUUUGGCUUGCAUCCGCGCGAUGUAGCCCAGCACAAUGACAACCACAAUCACGGUCAAGACAGCAAUGGCCCAACACCGUCUCUGGCCCCUGAUACUGGACGUCUAUCAUAUCACAGCAGCCAUGGCAGCAGUAUAGACGAUAACCAUAGUAUCGAGCCCUCGUUUAUGCAGAAUCCUCUCGCAGACAACGACUACACAUUCACCAAGAUGAAGGGCAGAUUCUGGUACAUGGGGCCCUCUUCGUCGUGGUCCUUUUGCCGUCGAGUCCUGACGCUGCUCGGCCAGCACCGCCCCGACCAGGGCUACGUCGCCGACCCGGGCCACUUUGACGGCGGCCACAAGCUCAGCUGGAACGCCGUCAGCUGGGACGAGACGCCCGACGUGUCCAACCUGCCGCCGCUCGACUACGCGCUGCUCCUCUUCAACGUGGCCAAGUUCUACCUCGGGUCCAUAUUCUACCUCAUCGACGAGCAGGACUGGCUCAAGAACCUGUACGAGCUCUACGAGGAUCAGUCGGCCAAGGCGGCGUCGUCGCGGCACUGGUACGCGCAGUACCUCCUCAUCCUCGCCUACGGAAAGGUCUUCAUCACCAACCAGAGCAGCGCCGAGGGCCCCACCGGCCACCAGUACGCCGCCCGCGCCAUGGCCCUCAUGCCCGACCUGUCCGGCCUCGCGCCCGACUCCAUCACCGCCGUGCAGGCGCUCGUCCUCGGCGCCGUGUACCUGCAGUCCAUCGACAUGCGCGUCGGCGCGCUGCAGCACGUCUGCCACGCCAUGCGCAUCUGCAUCAUCGAGGGCUGGCACCGCCACAUGCCCGUCGAGGUCGUCGGCGCGCAGCACUCGCAGCGCUGCAACCUCAUCUUCUGGGUCGUCUACAAGCUGGAGCGCGAGUUUGGCUCGCUCAUGGGCGCGCCCUCGUCGAUCCGCGACGAGGACAUCACCGCCCGCGCGCCGUCGGAUCUCAACGACUGCUUCGACGCCCGCAACAUGGCGCUGCACGUCCGCCUCGCCCGCCUCGUCUCGCAGAUCCUCAACGCUAUUUACGGGGUCGGCCAGCGCUUCGACGGCUCCCUCGUCACCAACACCCAGUCGGUGCUGCGAGACCUGGCCCAGAUCUCGCGCGACGUCCACGCCCUGCUCGAGUCGCACUUUCAGGGCUCCAUCAGCAAGGCCUCGCGCAUGGCCGUCCGCCUGCUGCUCUCGUACCACCACUGCGUCGUCCUCACGACACGCCCCGUCGUCAUGUGCGCGCUGCACAUGCACAUCAAGCGCACCAACUCGGUCGUCGCGGGGCCCGUCAUGCUCUCCACCCCCGUCGCCUCGCUGCUGCAGUCGUGCGUCAACUCGGCCCAGACGGUGCUGCGCAUCCUGCGCGUCAUCGGCGACGAGGACCUGCUCGAGGCCUUCCUCCCCUUCCAGCUGGAGGACGCCUACUCGUCUGCGUUUGUGCUGUACCUCGUGCGCACCAUCUGCCCCUUUCUCGUCCCCGACGACAACUGGGAGGAGAACAUGCAGAGCGUCCUCGACAAGAUGAUCUCCAAGGGCAGCAUCGUCGCCCCCAUACGCAAGAUGGAGCUCGCCCAGCUCGAGCGCUUCAUGAACGCCUUUACGCCCCCGGCGCCGGCGGGCAGCAACACCGGCGGCCACCACGGCGAGGACCACAACAUGUCGGAGCAGGGCCAGGCCCACGACGACAACCUCAGCACGCCGCUGACGCCGAGCGUUGUGGCGGACGAACCGGGAUGGGACUUGUUCCAGACGGAUACCAUGAUUGGCAUUUCGCCGGGCGAGAUGCUCGAUCUGGCGGCGCAGCUGGAGCUCAACAACCCUCUGCUUUCUGCGCUGCAUGAGUGA